CGCUUUUGCGGUCCCGAGAGUCGGCGAGGAGUGUGGAGCGAGAGAGAUAGGAAGAGAAAAAGGAAGAAAAGAAGAAGGAAAAAGGAGGAGGAAGUUCUCGUCGUGUUCUCACGGGCGUGCACAGAACCGAACACCGAGUUAGCCAUUGUCUCUUCACACUCGAACGCAUCAUAACGUGUUCACAUUAGAAAAUGGAUAUGCAGACCGGACAAGUGCAGAGAAGCUGUGGAACGGAGGAAAUGUGUACAAAUAGCGAAACGGAGCUCAAGAACCGCUACAAGGCCGUCAACUGCUGCGGGGAAGACAACUGCAACGGCGGCCGACAGCUGAGCCCCGGCUCCCUCCUGCUCGUGAUGCUCCCUGCUGCUCUCGUCAUCGCCACCCGAGGUCUGCUGACACGCUGCUGAUCUCCGCUGCCCCCUGCUUCCUCCGGCUCUCUUGCUGCUGUCUGCCGUCGUGACUGCUUCUAAACUCUUGUCGUGUGCUUAUCUGAUGUUUCUAUUUCGCCGUAACUGUGACUGUUGAAGUUUUUGUUAUUAUCUCCGAUUUCUAAAACUUUUUUAGGUACGUUGUCCCUUGGCGGUCUCGACUAUGCAUCUAUUUUCUCUUCCUCUCUUAUACGACAGCUUAAGAAGUAAUAUUGUUAUCUUUAGAAACUUCUUCGUCACUGAAGGUCUUCCAGUGCGACAUUUUGAAGAGAUUUAAUUAACUUUAGAAAGAACUAGAAAACACAAUAGGCUCGUUCUGUCUCACUACUACUCCAAGGGUAGGGGAGUGGCGCAAUUAUUGAAAUUCGAUAUUCAUAUUUUUCACAUUAUUUAUCAAUUUAUCUCUCGAUUUAUUCGCUACUUGUUUGUUUUACGAUCGAGGUAUUUCAAGGGUUAAAUUCUAAAAUACUACUGCUAAUAACAACAAUAACGAAAUAUUGAACAUUUUGCUUACUAAAAUUCAGCUCAUAUAUCAGGUAAAAACAUGAAGUGGAACAGUUUAAUUGCACUUUGUAGCAAUUGUAAAUGCAUAUAACAUUUAUCAUUUAUGAAGUCUCGGUUCAAAGAAUUGUUUCCGAGGAGACAGGAAUUAUAAUUACAGAAUAUGAACAUUAACUUAAUAUUUGACAUAUUUCAUCUGUAAACAUAUACAAGGAAAAAAAAAAUAAUAAAAGACACUUUUAUAAAGUUAAAAAUUCGUUUUCAGAUUUCAUUUUUACACAACAGUUGAAG
Penaeus chinensis is the source of this 1220-nucleotide messenger RNA. RefSeq names its product CD59 glycoprotein-like. The record is from RefSeq and is a predicted model, not a curated record. Lineage: Eukaryota; Metazoa; Arthropoda; Malacostraca; Decapoda; Penaeidae.